Rattus norvegicus (Norway rat) is the source of this 2822-nucleotide messenger RNA. Lineage: Eukaryota; Metazoa; Chordata; Mammalia; Rodentia; Muridae. The record is from RefSeq and is a predicted model, not a curated record.
GGGGCAGCGGCUUUAAGGGUUGGCCUCCGGGACCCGGGCUGCUCACUUGCGCGCUCGCGUCCAGCCACCCCAUCAUGGAGCGGUCACCGCGCGCCCUGCUGCUGGGUGCAGCCGGAUUGCUGCUCCUGCUCCUGCCCCUCUCCUCUUCCUCCUCUUCCGAUGCCUGCGGCCCGUGCGUGCCGGCCUCCUGCCCCGCGCUGCCCCCGCUCGGCUGCCCGCUGGGUGAGACCCGCGACGCGUGCGGCUGCUGCCCAGUGUGCGCUCGCGGCGAGGGUGAGCCGUGCGGGGGCGGCGCGGCCGGCAGGGGGCACUGCGCGCCGGGCAUGGAGUGCGUGAAGAGCCGCAAGAGGCGGAAGGGUAAAGCCGGGGCAGCAGCCGGCGGUCCCGCGACCCUCGCCGUGUGCGUGUGCAAGAGCCGCUACCCGGUGUGCGGCAGCGACGGCGUCACCUACCCCAGCGGCUGCCAGCUGCGCGCCGCCAGCCUGCGCGCUGAGAGCCGCGGAGAGAAGGCCAUCACCCAGGUCAGCAAAGGCACCUGCGAGCAAGGUCCUUCCAUAGUGACGCCCCCCAAGGACAUCUGGAACAUCACUGGCGCCAAGGUGUACUUGAGCUGCGAAGUCAUCGGAAUCCCAACCCCUGUCCUCAUCUGGAACAAGGUAAAAAGGGAUCACUCUGGAGUUCAAAGGACAGAACUCUUGCCUGGUGACCGGGAAAACCUGGCCAUUCAGACCCGGGGUGGUCCAGAAAAGCAUGAAGUAACUGGCUGGGUGCUGGUAUCUCCUCUAAGUAAGGAAGACACUGGAGAAUACGAGUGCCACGCGUCCAAUUCCCAAGGACAGGCUUCAGCGUCGGCCAAAAUUACAGUGGUUGAUGCCAUACACGAAAUACCAGUGAAAAAAGGUAUGCAAGCCAUCGCGCACUACUUAAAAACGAGUAGUGUUUUAAUAAUCAAGUAGCAUGUACAUCUAUUAAUACCAUUCUGAAAAGCAUGAAGUUCAGAAAAGUGUGAAGCCUGUUAUUAUAGCCAGAUCACAUUCCUCAAGAGAACACGUGGAUGGAUGACUGAGGGCUACCAGGACUUAGCUUUCACCUCAUCUCGAGGAUUCCUGUAACUUCUAUGUGUCAUUUCCCCUUUGUGCAGUGACUAUUAUAUUCAUCAUUUAAAAGGAAGUGACCAUGGUGUCAAUCGGUCCUUUUCUUUGAGCUUUAAAAAAAAAAAAAAAAAAAAAAAAAAGCUAUACAGGCAUUGCUCUUCCAGGGGAACGGAGUUCAGUUUCCAGCAUCCAUGUGGGGCAGGUCACAACUGCCUGUAACUCCAGCUCCAGGGGCUCCUGUGGGCUCUUCUGGCCUCCACAGGCAGCCACAUACUCACGGCAUACGGUCACAUAAAGCACACAUAUACAUAAUAAAAAUAAAUUCUAAAAGAAACCAGCUAGAGAAAGAGAACAGGUUGGCAAAUAUUCAACUCUGUCCUACUCUUCCAAAGAACCCAUCCUACAGUGUCACAGCAGGGCUGCCUUACGUGUAGUUAGUGCUAUUGGAGUGACGUCUGACCAGACACUCUCUCAGACCAAGAGCAAAGUUUCCUGUCAGCAUGUGUUAGGUCCUUUCACUGGGCAGACCACUCAGCUGUGCCAGGAAAGGCAUUAUCAAGUAAAUGUGUAUUUGAUCAGCAAUUCCUCCUUUCUACCAAGACGUGUGGUAAAUCCAGGCAGUGGAGCUCCCCAGAGCUGGGUCCCAUGUCCGAGUCUGCACUGGAGCAGCACUCUUCUCCUUAAGCUCUGAAUGAAAGCUGGACUGCAAGGUUGCUUAGCUUCUCUGGAGCUCAACUUGCAAAAUAUGCCGGUCCAAGUUUAUGGGAAAGCUCCCCUUUUCACACCUGAACACUGGCAGCAUUGACUCUCAUCCUUAGAACUGCAUAGCUCACCCCCACAGGGCACUCCAGCAUAUCAUGUAGGUAACUACUCAUACAUCCUUCACCCCCAUGUUUCUGUCAUCCCCCCACCACCUCACCUUUCAAUGUGUAUGAGCGGUUUACUUGCACACGUCUGCACCACAUGCAUGUAGUGCCCUCAGAGGCCAGAAGAGGGAAUCAGAUCCCUUAGGACUGGAGUUACAGGGGAGAGCUGCCAUGUGGGUGCUGGGCCUCAAACCCGACUCCUCUUAAAAGCAGCCAGUGAGCUUAACUGCAGAGCUACUCUCUGGGCCCUGUUUGUUUUCUUGAAAGGAUGAAGUCUCGGGAACAUGCCCAUAAUCCCAGCAUUUGGGAGGCUGAGGCAGGCAAGUUGCGAGUUCAAGAUUAACCUGGGCUACAUAGUGAGAAACUUUCUUAGAAAAAAGAGACAAGGGAUGAGAGAGCAGAUGGAGGUCUUCCUAGGUUGCCCAGGCCUUUAAUCCCUGGGCUUAACCAAUCCUCCUGUCCCAGCCUGAACGCUGGUCUAUAAGCUCAUUACCAUGCCCCCCUGUUAGCCACAUGAUUUAUCAUUCUCACUGAUUAGAAGCUGACAGUAUGCCGUACCAUGAGCGUAUGUGUGACUAAUUUUUAUUUUUCUUCUGAAACAGGUGAAGGUGCUCAGCUAUAAACCUGCGAAUACAUUAGCCUCUGUAGCUGACGCGCUCUCAGACAGCUGACAGCUGUAACCCCACUCCUGCCUGACAUAUUCCUUUGAACCUAACACACUAACACUUUAUUACAGCCAGCUGAUUUUACAGAGAAAUCAAAGAUAACACAUAAGACUAUCUACAAAAGUUUAUUGUUUAUUUACAGAAAAAGCAUGCAGAGCUUUAAACAAAACAAAUAAAAUUCUUAUUACAACAGGAAA